Helianthus annuus (common sunflower) is the source of this 2181-nucleotide messenger RNA. RefSeq names its product pentatricopeptide repeat-containing protein At1g71490. Gene Ontology annotation, biological process: RNA modification. The coding region runs from base 123 to 2135 and encodes 670 amino acids. The record is from RefSeq and is a predicted model, not a curated record. NCBI's taxonomy places the organism in Eukaryota, Viridiplantae, Streptophyta, Magnoliopsida, Asterales, Asteraceae. The transcript has a single exon. Gene Ontology annotation, molecular function: RNA binding; protein binding.
ACAACUAAAAAUAACUAACUUGAGCCUAACUACGUAUUCAUAUCGUUGUAAACAAUCACGUAGUCUUUCUUUUCUUCCCUAGAAUGAGAUUCUUUCAAGAAUGAUAACACACCAGUUCAUCCAUGUUACUAACCUCCCUCAAACAAUCGUCAACUCAACACAACCUAUCAAAAGCAUUCAACACUUUCUCUCUUAUCCUACAACACACCCACAAUCACAAAACCGAUACAUUGCUACAAUCACUGGCUUCUCUCUUUGCAUGUUGCUCACAGAUCAACGCAAUCUCACAAGGUAAACAACUUCACGCAUUCGCAAUCUCUUCCGGCCUCUCAGCAUCCCCUGUUUUGGUCCCAAAAUUAGCCACAUUUUACUCUUUUUCCAAUCUUUUAAACGAUGCAUACAUUGUCACUGAAACUUCAAAUAUUUUGCACCCUUUACCUUGGAAUGUUGUUAUUUCUGGGUAUGUUAGAGCUGGGUGUCUGAAAGAUGGGUUGUUUGUGUAUAGGAAAAUGGUGGGUAAAGGGGUUAUACCUGAUAAGUUUACUUAUCCGUCUGUGCUUAAGGCUUGUGGUGAAGAUUUUGAUCUGGGUUUUGGGAGGGAGGUUCAUGAAUCCAUUGUGAAGGCGGGUUUGGAAGAGAAUUUGUUUGUGCGUAACGCCUUGGUGUUUAUGUAUGGGAAAUGUGGGGACUUGAAUGUCGCUCGCCAGUUGUUCGAUGAAAUGCCUGUGAGAGAUUGUGUUUCUUGGAAUUCGAUAAUAUCGGGGUAUGCGUGUAAGGGCAUGUGGAGGGAAGCGUUUGAGCUUUUUGAUCGUAUGCGGGAUGAGAACGUGGAAGUGAAUAUGAUAAUUUGGAAUACUGUUGCUGGAGGGUACUUGAAGACCCGUAACUACGUACGGGUGCUGAAGUUGAUUUCUCAAUUGAGGGCGUCUGGUGCUGAAUGGGAUCCGGUGGCUGUGAUUAAUGGGUUAGGUGCGUGUUCGCAUAUCGGUGUGCUGAAAAUAGGUAAAGAAGUUCAUGGUCAGGCUAUUCGAACUUGUUGUCAUGGAUAUGAUAAUGUUAGAAACGCAUUGAUAACAAUGUACGCAAGGUGUAAGGAUCUUAAACGUGCGUAUAUUGUAUUCAAUUUGGUUGAAAAUAAGAGUGUGAUCACUUGGAACUCUAUAAUAUCUGGUUUUGCACACUGCGACAAUGCAGAGGAAGCCACCUUUCUGUUUCGGGAAAUGUUAAAUUCUAAAACCGAACCCAAUUAUGUGACGAUAGCAAGCAUACUUCCUGUAUGCGCUCGAGUGGCAAAUCUACAACACGGUAAAGAAUUCCAUUGUUACAUUACAAAACAUGACGAGUUCAAAGAUUAUUUAUUACUGUUUAAUUCACUUAUCGACAUGUAUGCACGAUCCGGUAAAAUCUUGCUGGCUAAAAGACUGUUUGAUUCUUUAACCAAAAGAGAUGAAGUGACCUACACUUCACUCAUAGCUGGUUACGGAGUUCAAGGCGAGGGUCAAAUGGCUGUUGACUUAUUCGAAGAGAUGAUUCGGUCAAACAUAAAACCGGACCAUGUGACCAUGGUGGCGGUUCUGUCAGCUUGUAGUCAUUCGGCUCUAGUCAACCAAGGUCAAACUUUAUUCAAAAAGAUGUACAAUGUAUAUAACAUAAAACCUCGUUUGGAGCAUUUUUCUUGUAUGGUUGAUCUUUACGGGCGAGCUGGAUUAUUGCGUAAAGCAGAAGAAAUAAUAAGUACAAUGCCUUAUGACCCGACACCUGCCAUGUGGGCCACCAUUAUCGGAGCAUGUAGAAUUCACGGAAACAGAGAGUUGGGGGAACUUGCAGGUGAAAAACUGUUGGAAAUGAGACCUCGAAAUUCGGGAUAUUACAUAUUGAUGGCGAAUUUGUACGCGGAUUAUGGAUGUUGGGAAAAACUAGCGGAAGUUAGGCUUUUGAUGAGGGAAUUGGGUGUGAAUAAGGUUCCUGGUUGUGCUUGGUUAGAUGUAGGGUCUGGAUUUACCGAGUUUUUGGCGGCGGAUACUAGGAACAUUAAGGCGGUUGAGAUGUAUAAUUUGUUGGAUGGAAUGAGUGAACAACUGAAAGAAGCUGGUUACGUCAUGUCUUUUGAUAAAGAUGAACUUAUGGAGGCAUAGGCCAUUGAAUGAUGGUGAUCGUAUAUUGGAGUUGAAGAACCGAGCU